Dermochelys coriacea (leatherback sea turtle) is the source of this 3252-nucleotide messenger RNA. RefSeq names its product motile sperm domain containing 2 (gene MOSPD2). The transcript is spliced from 15 exons. NCBI's taxonomy places the organism in Eukaryota, Metazoa, Chordata, Testudines, Dermochelyidae. The coding region runs from base 10 to 1785 and encodes 591 amino acids. The record is from RefSeq and is a predicted model, not a curated record.
AGGCAAGAAAUGACGGGCAGGCGCGGGGCGGGGCUCUGGGAGGCGCGGGGCGGGCUGGCGGACUUGUUGGGGGCACUUCCGGGAAGCGCGCGGCGUCAGCCGGCGCUCCCUUGCCCUCCGCCCCUCCCCCGCUCUCUCCGUCACGCGCUGCUCCUCCACCCCCGCCCCGCCCGCCCCGCCCCGCCGCCUUGUCACCUGCUGCUGGGGGGCCAGGGGAGCUUCCGCGGGACCAUGGCCGGCCAGCAGGACAAGGCUGCCUUAAUUAGCGAAACCAGACGGCGCUUUGAGACUGAAUAUCUGCAAGAUAAAUCGGAUAAAUAUGAUUCCAGAGAUGUGGAAAGAUUGCAGCAAGAUGAUAAUUGGGUUGAAAAUUAUUUAAUUUGGCGUCAUGAUGUUGUGGAUGAUACGUUGAAGAUGAUUGAUGAAAGCUUUCAGUGGAGGAAAGAAUACAUCGUCAAUGAUUUGUCUGAAUCUGCCCUUCCAAAAUGGUUGUUUGAAAAUGGUGCUCUUUACCUGCAUGGAUAUGAUAAAGAGGGCUACAAGUUAUUCUGGUUCAGGGUGAAGUUUCAUACGAAAGAGCCUAAACUGCAGUUUGAAAAAAAGAAGUUUGUAGCCUUUUGGUUAGAGCAUUAUGCCAGAAGAGAGCAUGGGAAGCCUUUAACGGUGGUGUUUGAUAUGGCUGAAACUGGAGUCAGUCACAUAGACUUGGACUUCAUUCGGUUUAUCAUCAACUGUUUUAAAGUUUAUUAUCCGAAUUACCUCUCAAAGAUAGUGAUCUUUGAAAUGCCAUGGAUAAUGAAUGCUGCUUUUAAAAUUGUGAAGGGUUGGCUUGGUCCAGAUGCGAUAAGUAUGUUGAAGUUUACAAACAAGAAUGAAGUGCAGGAAUACAUCAGUGUAGAGUAUCUGCCUGCCUACAUGGGUGGAAUUGAUACUUUCAAGUACAGUUACCCUCCAUUGGUUGAUGAUGAUUUUCAAACUCCAUUAUGUGAAAAUGGACCUAUUACUACUGAAGAUGAAACUGAAAGCAAAGAGGAGAUGGAAGCAGACAGCAAGGAGGCUGGAGAAUCCAUUGAAGAGCAAAUUCUCAGUGUGAAAAAGGUGUGUUCUGUAGAACAAAUUUCCAAACCAGAAGAGAAUGACAAAACAGAUUCCAAAACAAAAAAUGCAAAGAAAGCAUUAACUGUUUUUAAAGGACCAUUAUUACAUAUAAGUCCGGCAGAAGAACUAUUUUUUGGAUCCAAAGAAAUUGGAGAAAAAAAAUGCUUGAUUGUUCUGACAAAUGUGACUAAAAAUGUAGUGGCCUUUAAGGUGAGAACAACUGCUCCUGACAAGUAUAGAGUUAAACCAAGUAAUAGUAGCUGUGAAUCUGGUACAUCAGUAGACAUAGUAGUAUCCCUCCAUGGUGGUUUUGCCGCUUCCCUGCAGGACCGUUUCCUGAUAAUGGCAGCAGAAAUGGACCAGUUUUCUGGAGCAGGUGUGCCAGAAUUAGCUCAGUUUUGGAAAGAAGUCCCUAGAAACAAAGUGAUGGAACAUAGGUUAAGAUGUCAUGUUGUAGAAAGUAGCAAGCCUUCUACUCUGACAUUAAAAGAGAAUUCAUUUAAUAUCCCUACAAAAACCAAUGAAGAUUUACACUUACAGCUAACUCAAUUAUUACAGGUUAAUAAGAGACUUCAAGAGCAAAUUGAUCGCUGUGUCUGGUUCCAGCAGCUAAUAGUUGUAUUAGCAUUGUUCUUAGUUGCUAUUGCUGCCUUUUGCUUCUACCUGUUGUACAUUCCGAGAUGCUAAACAACAAUGCUUUGUACUACACGUGCUGCCUGUGUUAAUCAGGUUGAAAAGAGAGAGAAUCCAAUGUUGCUCCAUUAAACCCUGAAACUACCAAAAAUGAGAGAAGUCUAUGCUCCCUUGAGACUGUAAAGUACAACGUUGAGUAAUACUAUUUGCUGUUAAAAAAAGAAACAAAAGACCAACAAGAGCUCAGAAAUUUACUGAAACUGUCUUGACAUGUACACUUACAGUACAGAAAGAAGAGGAUAUUUAAAGAGCUAGGAGCUAUGUUCACUGGACAAGUUAUUGAAUAUUACCAAACAGAAAAGAUGACUAAAUGUAACAGUAUAACUUAAAACUGCAUAGAAUAUAUUAUUUUUCUUGUUUUGGUUGAAGUACUUUAAAUUUCACCUUUUUAGUUUCAUUUCAUUCUCAUGCAUACACGAUGUACUGAAAGGUGCAAGCAGGCUGCUUAAAUGUAUUUAAAAACACUUUUUUUUUGGUUUUUAACAGAAUUAAAAUAGUUGCAUAGUACAGGUUAGAUUUUUCUUACAUAUGUGUGUAUGUACAUAGUGUAUAUGAAAAUAGGGACACAUGAACCUAAUAGUACGCAGUAAUUAGAUCAUGCUUUUUGAAAUUCAAGAACAGCAUCCUUAUCAUGGUUAAUUCUUUAUUUUUGUUUUUUUUUCUGAAUGUAAAAUUAUUGUAUCAAUAUUUCAUGCCAGACAGUAUACACAGUGCAUCAGUUUUUAGCCAUAUUCCCCAGAAAAAAAUGCCUGCCAUAAUUCCAAAGACAUUUGAUAAAAAUACUUUUGUUGAGACACUGUCCUAAUUAAUCAUAGAUAUUUUGUUCUGUUAAAUUUUCCUACUUUAAUGUUUACUAAUUUCAUGUUGUUGUGGAAGGAACUCUUUAUUCAAACUCCAAAGCAACAUGCUGUUAAGUAGGUCAGCAAUAGUCAACUGCAUGAUUCAAAUAAAAGCUAAAAAAAAUCGAUGUAAGAAACAUUUCUGAGAGAUGCGCAAUAUACUUCAAUCGUGUGAAUAUCUGGAAGAAACAAGCCAGGUCAGGAAAAGACUGGAUAGAUUGGGCAGACUAUGAAAAAUACAGUAUCUGUUGCUUCUUUGAAAGCAUUUUAGGAAUGAUCUAUAAAAUGAGUGAGAAUUUAUUCUAGCAAAGAUUCUUUGUACUCAUUUCUGUAAAUAUUUAUAUUGAAAUUAUCUAAAAAUUAAAAGCCUAAAGAGACAUGGUAUCUUUCAUAAAUUUUUAAAUCUUUUUUUUUUUUUAAACUAACCCUUUAUAAUAAAUGCUUGAAACUUUAAAACUGAAAUCUGGUUCUUGUUUUCACCACGUAUUGUCUUGUCUGAUAAGUCUCUUCAUUAGCGCUGGGCUGAUGGCUUUGAUUUUUUUAAAUCUAUUAGAAAAGAUAAUUGCAGAGUUCAUGGUAUAUUUUUAAGGUACUGUUCCCCCCAAAAAACCAUAGUUAAGGG